Messenger RNA from Mesorhabditis spiculigera, 198 nucleotides. The record is from the annotation of a GenBank genome assembly. NCBI's taxonomy places the organism in Eukaryota, Metazoa, Nematoda, Chromadorea, Rhabditida, Rhabditidae.
AUGUGCUUCCCGAAACUGUGCCCCUGCCUCGACCAGGACCGCAUAGUUUAUCUCGAAGAUCAAAUCGAAGUAUUCAUCGCGUUCGACGACGACUCGGAGUCAGAACUCGAAUCACUCGCCGACGAAGGGGGCAACGACCUCGAGCACAGCUUCUUUGAAUCGAAUUCCGAUGAAGAAAAUGAUGUAUUGUCUUGGGAA